GCAAUGGAUUACGGAGGUGGGUUUGAGGAUCAUGAGCUGCGGGAGGCGCAGAGGGAAUAUUUAGAUUUCCUAGAUGAUGAUCAAGAUCAAGGCCUUUACCAUGGGAAGGUGAGGGACAUGAUUGGCUCCAAUGAGCACCGGCUGAUCGUCAACCUGAAUGAUGUGAGGAGGAAGAAUGACAAAAGAGCCAACCUGAUGCUGAAUGAUGCGUUUGCAGAAACUAUUGCUUUUCAGAGGGCAUUAAAAGAUCUGGUGGCUUCCAUUGAUGCAACAUAUGCCAAGCAGUUUGAGGAGUUCAGUGUUGGAUUCGAAGGCAGCUUUGGCAGCAAGCAUGUCUCUCCCCGUACCCUAACAGCCAGUCUCCUGGGCUCUUUGGUUUGUGUGGAAGGGAUCGUGACCAAAUGUUCCUUGGUUAGACCCAAAGUAAUGCGCAGUGUCCAUUAUUGUCCAGCCACCAAAAAAACCCUUGAAAGGAAAUACUCUGACCUUACAUCCCUGGAAGCAUUUCCUUCUAGCUCCAUUUAUCCUACAAAGGAUGAGGAAAACAACCCACUGGAAACAGAAUAUGGACUGAGCACUUACAAGGACCACCAAACCUUGAGUAUCCAAGAAAUGCCAGAAAAGGCCCCAGCUGGGCAGCUUCCUCGUUCUGUUGACAUUAUUGCAGAUGAUGAUCUAGUAGAUAAAUGUAAACCAGGUGAUAGAGUGCAGAUAGUAGGGAUAUACCGUUGCCUUCCUUCCAAGCAAGGGGGCUUCACAUCUGGAACUUUCAGGACCAUAUUAUUGGCUAAUAACAUUAAGUUGAUGAGUAAGGAGAUUGCGCCAACAUUUUCAGCUGAUGAUGUAGCUAAAAUCAAGAAAUUCUGCAAAGCUCAUUCCAAAGACAUAUUUGAACAUUUAAGCAAAUCGUUGGCCCCCAGUAUUCAUGGCCAUGAGUAUAUUAAGAAGGCCAUUUUGUGUAUGCUUCUUGGGGGCAAUGAGAAGGUUCUUGAGAAUGGCACACGUAUAAGAGGAGAUAUCAAUGUUCUCCUAAUAGGAGAUCCCUCAGUUGCCAAGUCUCAGCUAUUGCGCUAUGUACUGCACACAGCUCCACGAGCCAUCCCUACUACUGGUAGAGGAUCCUCUGGAGUAGGGUUAACGGCAGCUGUCACAACGGACCAGGAAACUGGGGAGAGGCGCUUGGAAGCUGGGGCUAUGGUGCUUGCAGACAGAGGAGUGGUGUGCAUUGAUGAAUUUGACAAAAUGUCUGAUAUGGACAGGACUGCAAUCCAUGAAGUGAUGGAGCAGGGCCGAGUGACAAUUGCAAAAGCAGGGAUCCAGGCACGAUUAAAUGCCCGAUGUAGCGUACUGGCAGCAGCAAAUCCUGUUUAUGGAAGGUAUGACCAAUAUAGAACUCCAAUGGAGAACAUUGGGUUGCAGGAUUCUCUGCUUUCAAGAUUUGACUUGCUUUUUAUUGUCCUGGACAAAAUGGAUGCAGACAAUGAUCAAGAAAUUGCUGACCAUGUUCUGAGGAUGCACAGAUAUAGGACUCCAGGGGAACAAGAUGGUUAUGCAUUGCCUCUUGGAUGCAGUGUUGAGAUCUUUGCCACAGAUGAUCCAAAUGCCUCUGAUGUUACAGAUCAAGAGCUGCAAAUUUAUGAGAAACAUGAUAAUUUACUCCAUGGGCCACGGAAAAACAAGUCAAAGAUUGUGAGCAUGCAGUUUAUUCGGAAGUAUAUCCAUGUUGCUAAACUGAUAAAGCCCGUCCUGACUUCCGAAGCUGCUGACUACAUAUCUCAGGAAUAUGCAAAGAUCAGGAACCACGAUCAGAUAAAUAAUGAUAGUGCCAGGACAAUGCCAGUUACUGCCAGAGCGCUGGAAACCAUGAUCAGAUUGUCUACUGCUCACGCUAAGGUCAGAAUGAGCAAAACCAUUGAGCGCCAGGAUGCUGAAACUGCACUUGAGCUGGUCCAGUUUGCCUAUUUCAAGAAGGUCUUGGCAAAAGAAAAGAAAAAAACAGACAAGGAUCUGCAUGAUGAAAACUUAAGUCAAGACACACUUAGCCAAGAGAGUGUUCGGAAAAGUUCUAGACGUGCAGGAAAAAUUGCUGACUCUCAAGAUGAUUCAAUGGACCCAUACUCUUUUAGUGAGCAAGAUAGCAGUCUAAAUGAAAACCUUUCUCAGAGUUUAAGACCUCAACGGAAAAAAGCAGAAAGUCAAGAUGGCAAGCGGUCCUUGAGUCAAAACAGGACCAAAGAGUUUAAAGCUGCCCUCCUGAAAGCCUUUAAGAGCAGUCGGUCACAGUCUGUUGCGGUCAGUCAGCUGCUGGAGCUCAUCAACAAGGGGAAUCCAGAGCCUUUUGAACGGAGUGAAGUAAAGGAGGCCUUGGACAAUAUGCAGAAUGACAAUCAGGUCAUGGUGUCAGAAGAUGUGGUUUUCCUAAUCUAAUUUAUAUUCUAAAUUAUAUUUAAAAAAUGGAUUUCUAAAAAUUAAUCUAUUUUUAAGUCCUAAUAUAUGAUUUUGUAUACAUGAGCUAAAUAAACACAGAGCAGUUA
This is a messenger RNA of Xenopus laevis (African clawed frog), 2534 nucleotides long. RefSeq names its product minichromosome maintenance complex component 3 L homeolog (gene mcm3.L). NCBI's taxonomy places the organism in Eukaryota, Metazoa, Chordata, Amphibia, Anura, Pipidae. Gene Ontology annotation, molecular function: single-stranded DNA binding; ATP hydrolysis activity; DNA binding. Gene Ontology annotation, biological process: double-strand break repair via break-induced replication; mitotic DNA replication initiation; DNA strand elongation involved in DNA replication. Gene Ontology annotation, cellular component: chromosome; MCM complex; nucleus. Bases 4 to 2427 code for a protein of 807 amino acids. The record is from RefSeq and is marked provisional. The transcript is spliced from 17 exons.